UGGUAAAGACUGACGAUUCUCUUGGGAAAGUUCAUCCCUCAGCAUUAUGAAGUCACAUGUUAACAUUUGAUCUUAAUAAGUCAAUAUUACCAAACGCUGGUGGUGGCGGCUGCUUUUUUACCUGCUGGCGGUUAGAUGAGGACAGCAUCAGUGGAAGUGGAAACUCGUGAUCUGAACAUCCAAGUGUACAGCUGGCUGAAUUUGAUUGGAUGACAGAGUGUGGGACACAGUCCGUGAAUGUGUGAAGAACUGAGCAACAUGAAUGGUGCACAUCAGCCAAUAAAAUGACAACUUAAACAAUCCAAACAAACGCUUCUCUUUCUUAUUGGCUCCAGCAGGAAGCAGAAACAGCAUAUAAACCACGACACCACCGAGGGUGUAUGAGGUCAGGUGCACCCGCAAAGAUGAAUCCAUCAGUGCUGCUCGUGACUCUGCUGCUUCUGUCCUGGACCAGUGCAGAGAAAGACCUUAAAGUAAGGGUGGCUCGAUCCAGCAACAAUGAGACCAACCUACACUGGGUGAAAUGUGAAGGAUCUGUGCCUGAUGGAGCUGUUUCAAUUCGAAACACUUACGUGAGUCCGGCUCGCACAGAGUAUGUCUGCAAAUCUGCUUGCCAAGCUGGUUACUACAGCACCAAGGAUUCAAAGUGCCACUACCCCUAUGGAUCACGAGAAAUGUCAUCCUCUAGCAACUGCUAUAUCCUGGUGAACAGAGAUAACUUUGAGCUUCUGGAGUGGAAGGACGGUUACGGUGGUUCAGUGCCAGCCAACGCAGUCAGUACAUGUGGUAGGAAUAAGAUAUUUGUAGGGAAGAGUGCGUACGGUCUCGGGAAAAUAGAUCCUUCUAACCGCUGCUUGUAUUAUGGUUGGAAGGGUGCAGAGACCUGGACCAAGUGGUACCAGGCUCUGACUGUGAAUAAAAACGUUACUGAACAGACCAUGAAAGAUGUGAAAUUCCAGACUGAAGGGGUUUCUGUCACUGUGGGUAAACCAGAAGUUAUGCGCAGUUCUACCAUCAAAAACCAGCACUGUCUCCAAGUUAAAGAUGCAGUUACCCUCACCAAAGACAUUACAACAGAGGAAAGGUGGGAUGUCAUUAAUUCAGUAACAUUUGAUGUCAAAACUACUGUCACAGCUGGAUUUCCUGACAUUGCCUCUGGAACACUUGAGAUUGGCACGGAGGCAACGUGGGUGUUUACUAAUGGAACCAGUCAGACUGAUACUCAGUCGUACUCUAUUUCUGUGCCAGUGCCAGUUCCACCAAAACAGUCCUGUACUGUCAGUAUGCUUGCGCAGGUAAACAAAGCAGACAUCCCUUUCACAGCAACCUUGAUCCGCACCUACCGAGGUGGCAAGAAAACACAGACAAAAGCCAAAGGGGUCUUUAGGAUGACCCAGGUAGUAGAAAUCCAAGAUAACAUAGAACAAUGUACCAUCAUAGGUGACGUGAAAGAUUGUCCAAAGGCUUAA
This is a messenger RNA of Thalassophryne amazonica, 1469 nucleotides long. RefSeq names its product natterin-2-like. The coding region runs from base 381 to 1469 and encodes 362 amino acids. NCBI's taxonomy places the organism in Eukaryota, Metazoa, Chordata, Actinopteri, Batrachoidiformes, Batrachoididae. The record is from RefSeq and is a predicted model, not a curated record. The transcript is spliced from 3 exons.